GUGGAGGGCGCGUUGCCAUGGCAACCGAGGCCUGCUCUGUCGGGUGGCUUCCGCGGCUCUUCUGGGGCGGGUCUGAGAGUCCCGUUUUUCCUGUGUCCUGGAAUCUGGGGAUCCCGAGGAUCUUGCAAAAUGAGUCCCUUGUGACGUAGAACGGAGCCGGGGGCUUGGUGCAGGGUGGAUACAGGGCCCCAGCGUACCCCGGCAUUGCGGGCUGGAUGGGUCUGUGCGAGUCCACGUUUCCCCAGCUGAGCAGAGCUUUGAGGCCCCAGGAGAAGGAUAUCCUGAGGUAUCCCCUGAUCAUCUUUGUGGUGGGGGGGCCUGGCUGCGGGAAAGGGACCCAAUGCAGAAACAUGGCUAUGAAAUACGGCUUCUACCACGUGGAGCUGGGCCAGCUGCUGCGGGAGGAGGCUCAGAGAAGCACCCAGAGAAGCCGGCAGAUCCGGGACAUCAUGCAGAAGGGACUCCUGGUACCCACGGGUCUCAUUCUGGACAUGAUCAGUGACAACUUGUUAUCUUAUCCAAAGAGCCGCGGCUUCCUCAUCGAUGGCUUCCCCAGAGAGCUGGAACAGGCCAGAGAGUUUGAGCGCAUUGUGGGCAGGGCCCCCAACGUAGUCAUAGUGUUUGACUGCUCCAUGGAGACCAUGGUGCGCAGAGUGCUACGACGAGGACAGGUGGAGCACCGGGCAGAUGAUUCAGAGCCGGCCAUCCGCAAGCGCCUAGAGACGCACUACACCCUAUGUGAGCCUGUCCUGACCUUUUACCAGCAAAAGAACCUUCUGCGAUAUAUACUGGCUGAAGAAGCCCCUGAAAACAUCUUUGCCAAGUGCUGUUCCGUCAUUGAGAGUCUGCAGUGAGCUAGGGCAGACACAGGUACCUAGCACAGCUGGAGGGAAACCAAAGUCACCUAGAAGUGGCAGCUGCUACUGCAUCAUGUGGACUCUGGAUUAUGCUUUAACACCUACAUCUGCUUCAGAAGCCUACUUGAAGGGCAGGGGAGACAGACCGACAGACCACAGCCAGCAAGACACAGGGAGGUUUUGUUACCAUUUAUUUGUGAAGUUAAAAACGAGCGAUAAAAAGUAAAAACUGCCAUACAA
Messenger RNA from Mastomys coucha (southern multimammate mouse), 1097 nucleotides. Its product is annotated as adenylate kinase isoenzyme 1. Gene Ontology annotation, biological process: nucleoside triphosphate biosynthetic process. Bases 216 to 854 code for a protein of 212 amino acids. Gene Ontology annotation, molecular function: ATP binding; AMP kinase activity. Gene Ontology annotation, cellular component: cytoplasm; cytosol. The record is from RefSeq and is a predicted model, not a curated record. Lineage: Eukaryota; Metazoa; Chordata; Mammalia; Rodentia; Muridae. The transcript is spliced from 7 exons.